Molecule: messenger RNA, 1214 nt
Organism: Humulus lupulus (European hop)
Lineage: Eukaryota; Viridiplantae; Streptophyta; Magnoliopsida; Rosales; Cannabaceae
Product: calcineurin B-like protein 9
Exons: 9
Coding region: 336-977 (213 amino acids)
Biological process (GO): calcium-mediated signaling
Molecular function (GO): kinase binding; calcium ion binding
Source: RefSeq, a predicted model, not a curated record
CUUUGGGCUCCCGUUUCCAACUUGGCUAGUGUAUCAUUCUUGAAUGCAUCACCGUUAAAUUGUGGGUAGGUUUCGUUGAUCAAAUCCAAAACUCAAUCCCAGCCGUCCAUACACUCUCUUCUCUUUCUCUCUAUUCGGUUUCGCUAAAAAUCACUAUUUUCUCCGUGUUCUGCCUCUCUGUUCCACCUUGUCUUUCCUUCCCCACCUAAAGCCUUUUGCCCUCAUCUCAUUUCUGAUUCAUUUUCCGGCCAUUUAUUUAUUUGGGUUAAGAUGGUUUUGAUAAUAAAUUGUAGUGAAGGAGCCUAGCUAAGCAGCGCAACCUUCUUCUUCUGUAAAUGGGUUGUUUUCAUUCUACUGGAAGAAGACAAUUUCCUGGUUACGAGGACCCAGUCAUCCUUGCUUCACAAACAGCUUUUAGUGUUAGCGAAGUUGAAGCAUUGUUUGAGCUUUACAAGAGCAUUAGCAGCUCCGUCAUUGAUGAUGGGUUGAUAAACAAGGAAGAGUUCCAGUUGGCUCUUUUCAAAAACAGGAAGAAAGAAAAUCUCUUUGCAAAUCGGAUUUUUGAUAUGUUUGAUGUCAAUCGAAAGGGAUACAUUGAUUUCGGUGACUUUGUAAGAUCACUAAAUUUUUUCCAUCCCAAUGCUCCACAAGACGACAAGAUUGACUUUUCAUUUAAGCUUUAUGAUUUGGAUAAUACAGGCUUUAUUGAGCGCCAAGAGGUCAAGCAAAUGUUGAUUGCACUUCUUUGUGAAUCCGAAAUGAAGCUGGCAGAUGAUACCAUCGAAACGAUACUUGAUAAAACUUUCAUGGAGGCUGAUGUCAACCAAGAUGGGAAAAUAGACAAAUCAGAAUGGCAAAAUUUUGUUUCGAAGAAUCCGUCGUUGUUAAAAAUUAUGACCCUUCCAUAUUUGAGGGACAUUACAACGACAUUCCCAAGUUUUGUGUUUAAUUCUGAGGUUGAUGAGAUAGCUACAUAAGAGACUACAUAAGAUAUAGCUUAGGAAGAUUUAUGCAGUUAGGGUGUUUCUUUGCGUGUAUUGUGCAUCUAUUGAAAAAGAACCAAAAAAAAAAAGGGAAAUAUUUUGAUGUAAUGAAUGAAAAUGUCUUCAUUGGUUUAUUAUUGGAGGGGGGGUAGUGACUGAGUUUAAUAUUAGGCUGCUCGGUCAAUUGUAAAGAACCUUCUUAUUCAAAUUUCUAGUCAAAUUUAAUGUUUC